UUAUCGUUCGAACUCUCAACCGUGUUUACAAAAAGCUUCAUUCAAAAUCCCUUUUAUUUGGAUUUAAGGUUUGGCCACUGACAACAUUCUUGAAAUAAUAAUUAAUUACGUUUGGGACUUUUUUGUAGACUGGAAACACUUCUGGUGUUGCGUAUAUAAGAUUCUACUGCGUAUAUAACAGUCGUGUAUGAUAAUAGCUUGAAGACUGACUUAUAUAAAAUAAUAAAAUAAGGAUUAACAUGAUUAUCUUUCAGAAGAAGAUGUUGUUAAACGGUUUAUUGGCCGGAAUCUGUCUGGCUGUGAUAGUUGAUGCGACCAGCUCGAAGUCACCAGCACCGACUCAGGCACCAACACCAGCACCAACACCAGCACCAACACCAGCACCAACUCAGGCACCAGCACCAACUCAGGCACCGGCACAAGCGCCAGCGCCAGCACAGGCACCAGCACCAGCACAGGCACCAACAGGAUCGUCAGGUAGCAGCGGUGGAGGUAAUGGCGCGACCGGGAUGAAAACAGGAUCUUUGCAGAAGUGGAUAGGAAUGCUCGUCACAGCACUGUUUAUGCUCUCGUAUUUCUAAUUCCAGUCAUAUAUCAGCAGAAGUCUUCAUCAUCGGUCCAUACACUGUAUAGUCUUGUGACCAAAAACCUAGACUGUAAUAUAAUGAAAUAUUAUAAUUCAAAUCACAUUUUAUUUGACAUUUUACUCAUAUACAAGCAAGCGGAUAUUACAUGCAUUUGCAAAAAUGAAGUUCCUUGUUUUCCUUGUUAAACACAUUGCAAUCAUUUUUGUUAAUUAAAUGAAUUACGUAUA
This is a messenger RNA of Mercenaria mercenaria, 814 nucleotides long. Its product is annotated as cyclin-dependent kinase inhibitor 1C-like. The transcript is spliced from 4 exons. The record is from RefSeq and is a predicted model, not a curated record. The coding region runs from base 240 to 581 and encodes 113 amino acids. Lineage: Eukaryota; Metazoa; Mollusca; Bivalvia; Venerida; Veneridae.